GAGUUUCAGGCUGCAGCGAAGAGAUGCAGUCCGACUUCACGCUCCCACGUCGCGAGGCCAGCUGGAUUCGCGCGCGAGCGUGCCAAGGUUUCACCGCCAGGCGGCGCGAACGGAACUAUCUUUAGAGAGGCUGCUAUCGAAAACCUGUGUUGGAGGGGCGUCGAGUGUUUUGCGACUGCGGCGAGCGUCGGCAGGAGCGAGAGCGUCGCGCUGCGAGCAUGGCACAGGGUCCUGUGAUCGUUAUCGGCGCUGGUGUAAGCGGGCUGGCAGCGGCCCGACUGCUUCGAAAAGAAGGCGUCGAGGUGAUCGUCCUCGAAGCCCGGGAUCGCGUUGGUGGACGGACCUACACGGUUCAGGGAGAACACUUUGGCUACUUGGACAUCGGAGGCGCCUACAUCGGAGGAACUCAAGACCAUGUCCUCCGCGUUCUCCGAGAAGUUGGCCUGGCAGACAAGCUGUACUGCGUCUACUACGAGAACAAAUGCGUCUUCACGAUCCUGGGAAGGCGGUACGUGACCCGCGACGGCGAUUUCCCCACAUUCUGGAACCCGUUCGUGAACAUGGACACCAACAACUUCUUCAGAAAGCUGGAUCAGAUGGGAGAAGAGAUUCCUGCCGAUGCUCCCUGGGACGCGCCUCACGCUGAGGAGUGGGACCGAAUGACGUUCCAAGACUUCAUUGACAAAACCUGCUGGACAAGGGUCGGCAAAGUGUUUGCCCAGUUCUUCAUUGCUAUCAAUGUGACUUCAGAGGCCUACGAAUCAUCUUUACUCUGGUUCCUGUGGUACGUGAAGCAGUGCGGUGGGGUCAAGAGGAUCAUUUCCGUAAAGAACGGAGGCCAGGAACGAAAACUCAAGGGAGGCAUGAUGCAAGUCAGUCUGAGGAUGGCGGAAAGCUUGGGAGACAGAGUGAAGCUAAGAUCGCCCGUCACGGCCGUCGCACAGGAGACGGACCACGUCGUCGUAACCACUCAGGAUGGCCAGCGAUACAAGGGCAGCCACGUCAUCAUGGCUAUGUCGCCUACCAUCCAGAUGAAGAUGCACUACUCGCCGCCUCUGCCGCCUCUCCGCAACCAGCUGCUUCAACGUAUGCCCUUGGGCUCUGUAUGGAAGUGCCUAGUCUACUACAAGGAACCCUUUUGGAGAAAAAAAGGUUACUCCGGCUCUAUGUUGUUCACUCUGGCAGAGGACUGCCCCGUAGUCUACACCAUCGAUGACACCAAGCCUGACGGGAGCUAUCCGGCCAUCAUCGGCUUUCUUCCGGCAAACAAAGCUAGAACAUUGUUGAAGCUGAAGCCAGAGCAGAGAAAAGAGAUGAUAAUCAAGAGCUACGCAGAGGCCAUGAAGACCGAGGAAGCACUUCAUCCUAUUCAUUACGAAGAGUUCAACUGGGCUGGAGAGCAAUACUCUGGUGGUUGCUACACUUCCAUGAUGCCCCCCGGCCUGCUCACGACCUUCCGGAGCGUGCUGCGGGAUCCUAUUGGACGCCUGUUCUUUGCGGGUACGGAGACGGCGACCGAGUGGUCGGGCUACAUCAACGGCGGCAUCCAGGCCGGAGAGAGAGCGGCACGAGAGGUGCUGCACGCCCAGGGAAAGCUUCCCAAGGACCAGGUCUGGCAGAAGGAGCCUCCCAAUGACUUGAUCGUGAGCCAACCCUUCGUGGACACGUUUGCGGAAAAGUACAUGCCGUCCGUGCCGGCGUUCUUGACUGCGGCGAGCCUGCUGGCAGUACCAGGCCUCGCACUCAGCUGCUUCCUGCUCGUCAAAAGAGACCUGCUUAGGUUUAACUACUCAGAUUUGUGAUUC
Ixodes scapularis (black-legged tick) is the source of this 1805-nucleotide messenger RNA. Its product is annotated as amine oxidase [flavin-containing]. The coding region runs from base 219 to 1802 and encodes 527 amino acids. Gene Ontology annotation, molecular function: oxidoreductase activity. The transcript has 14 exons. The record is from RefSeq and is a predicted model, not a curated record. Lineage: Eukaryota; Metazoa; Arthropoda; Arachnida; Ixodida; Ixodidae.